UGAUGACGUCAGGGCGGCGGGCGGACGCCUGCGGCUGCCCAGCUUCUGUGCUGUACCUGCUUGACUCGGGUAAAUUUAGAAAAGAUCGCGAUGCUUCAGCAGAGCGCUCGGUUACCAACAUGGCAGGCAAUAAGUUAGUCUUAGAAGGAAGAAUAAGUAUAACCAGCUUCUUUUUGGGAAUAGGUGUUGUUUUGAUUCCUCUACUUACGUCGCUAGGAUCACACAUCGGUUGGGUUUUCGAGUAUUUCUCUGGAAUAAGGGGAAAGAUAGCAAUUGCGGUAUAUAUUGGGGUUGUACAAGGUUUAUUGCUAAUUAUUUACAAAGGACCUCUGUAUAAGGUCGCCGUACGAGCCUCCUUCCUGGGCUGCGCUUUCGGGUGUGGCUUGUUGAUCAGCUUCGCUGAAACUGCAUGGACGCAUUUUGGCUGGUACAUGUGCUCCCUGUCCUUCUUCCACUACUCCGAGUACCUGGUGACGGCCAUCAUUAACCCUCGUAGCCUGUCCCUGGAUUCCUUCCUGCUGAACCACAGCGUGGAGUAUACUAUAGCAGCCGUGUCCUCAUGGGUGGAGUUCAUGGUCGAGAGACUCCUCUUCCCAGAGCUGAAGCAGCUGAGCUGGGUCAGCCUGCUGGGGUUGUUCAUGGUGUUCUGUGGAGAGGGCCUGCGCAAGUCCGCCAUGCUGACUGCCGGCUCGAACUUCAACCACGUGGUCCAGAACGAGAAGGCCCAGAGCCACGUGCUGGUGACCAGCGGGGUCUACGCCUACUGCCGGCACCCCUCAUACGUUGGCUGGUUCUACUGGAGCAUUGGCACGCAGGUGAUGCUAUGUAACCCGGUCUGCUUACUGGGCUACACCCUAGCCAGCUGGCGUUUCUUCCGCGAGCGCAUUGAGGAGGAAGAAAUCUCGCUAAUCCACUUCUUCGGUGAGGACUACCUGGACUACAAGCGAAAGGUGCCCACGGGUUUGCCCUUCAUCCCAGGCAUCCGGGUACAGAGCUGAAUGCCGGGGAAGAGGGAUUCGGAAAUGGGAUUUUUUUUAAGACUUUGCUUUCAAGCUGACCUCCUGUGAGGAUGCCAGAGGACACCGGUCAUGCCAUCGUUGGCCUUCUGGUUGCUGCAGGGACCAAAGUGGUCACACAGAUACUGAAACUAAAUACUGAGCACUAUAAUGGCUUGUACCCCCCCCCCCCCCCCCACCCUUCCCUAAUUCCAGCAGCCUGACACGUGGGUGGGUAACAGCCAAUCACACAUGAUGUAUCAUUUUUAAUGUUGUUUAAUUUCCAAACAUCACUGUGUGUGCCGGGGUGUCUCACCGCAGCGCGCUGGCCAAGGUCACUGUUCUGUUCAGUCUAGGUCUUCAUCAGGUCUGUUUCUUAGUGCAUUCAGUCACUGAGCACCAAACUGGUGGCCAGUGUUCAGCUCCCUGUGCACCUCUAUUUUGUCAUAAUUUUUGACUUUCUUUAUCACAUUGCUUCAUGAGGCCAGUAUUAAGCAAUUUUAGAGUUUUUUUUCAGCUCUAAAAUUAAUUAUUUCUGUCUUUAUCGUUUUUCUGUUUUCAUUCUGGAUGCUUCGGCACAUAGACGCAGUCAUCAGACACUUGACGUCUUUGUGGUGGGUGGCUGGGAUCCCUCGCCCUCAUUCAGGGCCGCUUUUAGCUUCAGGCGUGAGUAAUGAGGCCUUGUCUUCGUUGAGGACGAUCACAAAGCGUGUAGCAGAUGGAUCAUUAACUUGUGUACAGUCACGUUCCGACGGGAUGACAGGUUUCGGUUUCACAAAUCAGUACGGGUUCCUUCAUAUUGUGAGGUCUGCCUGAAUGUUCGAUUUCCUGGCUAGCAUUUCGCCAAAAGAGCCGCAAAAUGUGUCCGAGUCCGGGUGGCCCCCUCCUCCCCCGUUCCCCCAGGGCCUCAGCCGUUCUGUGUACUGAAUCAACCAAUUGAAACUCUUUAAUGCACUUUUUUUGGUGAGCAGUCAUGGCUGCAGAGACUUAACGUAAGGGCUUCGGUUGUGUUUUAAGGGUGAUGACUUCAUUUUAGGAGGUACUACUGCCCAAGGUUUUCAGAGGUUGGGGGAGAGGGGCACUGUUGGUAGACAUUUUACUUGACUUGACUUUUAGUAAAUAUAAGACUCUGCAAAUGGAUUUAGGGAAAUAAAGCAAGGUAUUAUCAUUUUUUUGUCUCCAUGAUAUUUAUUGUUGGCUAGGUUGACUGUUAUACCAAAAAGACCUGGUUACGAUAAACCUGUACUGAUGAUGGGCCAUCUCAAGCCUGCUGAAACACUUGAUACCUCUUGGUCCAGUUCAGCCAAGUUACAUCUGUGAUAGCUUUUGUCUUCAUAUUACUGGCGUCAUCCAUCUUCAAACAACAUGUUAUGUUAUGUUUCAAUUUGCCUUUGACAAUUGUGAAUUCAGACAAUCAAUAAAUUUUUUUAUACCCCCCCCUCA
Brienomyrus brachyistius is the source of this 2438-nucleotide messenger RNA. It is a transcript of the gene icmt, whose product is annotated as isoprenylcysteine carboxyl methyltransferase. The coding region runs from base 3 to 998 and encodes 331 amino acids. NCBI's taxonomy places the organism in Eukaryota, Metazoa, Chordata, Actinopteri, Osteoglossiformes, Mormyridae. The record is from RefSeq and is a predicted model, not a curated record. Gene Ontology annotation, biological process: C-terminal protein methylation. Gene Ontology annotation, cellular component: endoplasmic reticulum; membrane. Gene Ontology annotation, molecular function: protein C-terminal S-isoprenylcysteine carboxyl O-methyltransferase activity. The transcript has 5 exons.